AGGCGCUGGGUGGCCCUGUAUUGGGUGUGGUUACUCUUCCACGUGGGCCGGGCCCAAAUGGAGGCCGAUGACAAGCCGAAUAUUGUCCUGAUAAUGGCAGACGACCUUGGGAUCGGAGACCUGGGCUGCUAUGGCAACGACACCUUAAGGACCCCCAACAUCGACAGCUUGGCUAGAGACGGCGUUCAGCUGACCCAGCACAUCUCCGCGGCCUCCGUGUGCACCCCCAGCCGAUCCGCGUUCCUCACGGGAAGGUACCCCAUCCGGUCAGGGAUGGUUUCGGCUGAAAAUGACCCUGUCAUCUACUCCCUCGCGGCCCGUUCUGGACUCCCUCUUAAUGAAACGACAUUUGCAGCCUUAGCCAAGAAGCAAGGAUAUAGCACGGCGAUUAUUGGGAAAUGGCAUCAGGGCUUAAACUGCCACUUCCGAAGUGACCACUGCCACCAUCCGUAUAAGUAUGGUUUUGAUUACUUCUAUGGCAUGCCACAUAGUCUGUUUGACACCUGCUGGCCGGAUCCUUCUCGUGACACAGAAUUAGCCAUUGGGAGGAGAGUCUGGAUCUGUGUACAGCUGCUCGCCUUGGCUGUGCUCACGCUCACUCUAGGGAAACUGACUCACCUGAUCUGCAUCCCCUGGUCCGUCAUCUUCUUCAUGAUUCUUUUUGUGCUCCUCCUGAGCUACUUUUGGUUAUCCAGUUUUUCGUCUUCACUGUACUGGGAUUGCCUCCUCAUGCGUGAGGAAGAAAUUACCGAGCAGCCCAUGAAAGCAGAAAGAGCAGGGUCCAUCAUGGUGAAGGAGGCCAUUUCGUUUUUAGAAAGGCUGGAUUCAGCAUGGAACAAAACAGGCCCAAAUUUCCACCUUCGUGGCAUUUGUAUUCUUGUGGAAAGAGGAAAAGGCAUGGCAGGCUGGGAAGGUGGGAUCCGCGUGCCUGGACUUUUCCGAUGGACUGGGAGAUUGCCAGCUGGAAAUGUCAUCAAUGAACCUACAAGCUUGAUGGACAUCCUUCCGACUGUUGCAGCUCUGAUGGGAGGAAUUGUCCCUCAGGACAGGGUGAUUGACGGCCGAAACCUCAUGCCCUUGCUUCAGGGUGAGGUCCAGCAAUCGGAGCAUGAGUUUCUGUUUCACUACUGCAGUAGGUUCCUCCACGCCGCACGUUGGCACCCGAAGGACAGUGAGGCCGUGUGGAAGGUUCAUUACGUGACACCCACAUUCCAGCCUCCAGGAGCUCAGGCGUGCUAUGAGGAAGGCCUGUGCCAAUGCACAGGGGACAUGGUCACCUACCACGACCCUCCCCUGCUCUUCGACCUGUCCCGGGACCCCGGCGAGUCGACCCCGCUGACCAACGACACGGAGCCCCUCUAUGACUUAGUCAUCAGCACGGUGGCCGACGCCCUCAGGGAACACAGGAAAACCAUCACCCCCGUUCAGCUGCAGCUUGGGACCGACCUGAAUCGGCGGUUUGUGUCGCUGAUGCCCUGUUGCGGGGUGUUCCCCUUCUGUAUGUGUGACAAAGAAGGCAGACACUGA
This is a messenger RNA of Miniopterus natalensis, 1527 nucleotides long. The record is from RefSeq and is a predicted model, not a curated record. Lineage: Eukaryota; Metazoa; Chordata; Mammalia; Chiroptera; Miniopteridae.